CUCAUAAUUCAUAUCUGAUAAGCCUAAAUGGCAUAUUUGCCACUAGUGCUAUUUUUAAAUGAUUUAUAAAAUUAUGUUUGUAAUAGUUUUGAUUGUUACUAGAUUAGCACUCUUAAGCGAUUCCCAGUACAACCAAUAAGUUACUAUGAGUCACAAUAAACACUAUUGACUGAUACUUUCACCUCUUUACAUCCCUAGUGAUAUUAUACAGAUAUUAAUACCUCUUUAAGUUCACCCAAUCUCAAAACAUCAACUUAGUUUACUUCAAGUUCUUCAAGAAUGUAGGAGCAACUAUAACUGCUAGUAGUAAAAUACUUUCUGAAAACUCGAGUAUUGCCUUCAGAAGUAAGUAAAAGUAACCAGAUGAAACCAUAUGGAUCAUUUAUUGUUAUACCUUGCAUAUAUCCAAAAAUAAGCUCAUCAAAUUGCAAAACAGGAACAGUUUUUAAUGCCUCGGGUUCGAAUCUUGCUGUAGCCUUCUUUUUAUGCCACAUUUUUGGAAAUAAUCCGUUUAUAUUAAUCCUCAAACAAUUUUUGCUUUCAUUUUUUUAGCAACUACGAUGAAUAAAUGGGUGGCUUUCUCUUAUCACAUCUUGAGUUCGGUUUGGUAGAAUUCCCAUAGCUAAUCUAUGUCCAUU
Messenger RNA from Moneuplotes crassus, 638 nucleotides. The record is from the annotation of a GenBank genome assembly. NCBI's taxonomy places the organism in Eukaryota, Ciliophora, Spirotrichea, Euplotida, Euplotidae.